AUGAUGAAGGUUUCGGUGAUUGACAUUGGAGGAGCAACUGCGUUAUAUGAAAGGCGAAUAGCGAGUGAGAUCUCGACAGCUGUCAUCUCUCUGCAAUUUGGGAUGUGUAGUUUGCAUGGAUUUGAGAAAAGUGUGUUAAUGGCAGCAACAAAGGAUUCAUCAGCUUGGGCACUUGAAUGUGAAACAGGAAAUAUUAUCAAUAAUGGAUCAGUUCAUCCUGAAAAAGCUUCUAAAGCUCUUUUAAUCCAAAUGUUAGAUGAGCAAGGGACAGCUGGCAGAGGAUCUAAUGCAUCUAAGGGUAUAAUAGGAAAUUCGUUUGAUGAUGGGGUAGUGAAGGAGUCAUUGCUACUAUGUUCUGAGAAAGCUGUUUACGUGUAUUCACUUUCACAUGCUGUUCAGUAUUUAUCAUUCUGGGCAAUGUUUCUCCAACUGACAGGUGUUCGAUAUGAAUUUGGAGCAGCGAUAUUUUGGAGUCAAAUUGUACGUUUUCGUGGUGAAUUUGCCCUACACUUUCUUAUACCCACAGGCAAGCUUUUCAGGCCAUCAAUUAGAUGUAGCUCUGAUGAAACUGUUGCUUCUCGUAUGGCUACAAAUGAAAUUCAAUUCUUUGAUUUUUCAAAAGGCAUGGUGCAUAAGAUUAGAAUUCCUGGAAUAGCUGCAGUAGAGCUUUCUAAGCAACCUGGAUCCCAUGAUGCUGUAUUUGUUCCAGAAUCUAAGGAAAAGAAGGACCUGUACAUGAUGUUCAAUGGUCGUAUUCAGGGAAAGAAUUUGCAAUUGUUUAUGGAUAUAAGAAACUCUCAAUACCAUGGUUUGAAUAAUGCAAGUGAAUCCUUUGAACAUGCCAUACAACGUGUUAUUGAUGACAACCUUGAGUUGGGAUGUGCAUCAACUGAGAAGCUACUGUUAUGGGUGUUUUAUGAAUGUCCAAAAGCACUGAAGAUGAGUGAUGCAAGAGUAAUAUUAUUGUCUGCUCUUCACAAUGUCAUUCAGAUUUUAUCCAAUUGCUACAAUCCACCUGAGUCGCUUGUUGACCGGUUUAACUGGAUGUUGUCACCUGAAACCAUGGUGGGCCCCUUCAAACCCCAACCUCAUCCGGGAACCAACAUCUCCAAAGGAGCUGUCAUCACAUGUUAUUUGAAAGAUGAGAGAAGAAAUUUUCUUUUACCAAAUAAUAUUCAUAUUAAGUCCAAGGAAAAGAAGGACCUGUACAUGAUGUUCAAUGGUCGUAUUCAGGGAAAGAAUUUGCAAUUGUUUAUGGAUAUAAGAAACUCUCAAUACCAUGGUUUGAAUAAUGCAAGUGAAUCCUUUGAACAUGCCAUACAACGUGUUAUUGAUGACAACCUUGAGUUGGGAUGUGCAUCAACUGAGAAGCUACUGUUAUGGGUGUUUUAUGAAUGUCCAAAAGCACUGAAGAUGAGUGAUGCAAGAGUAAUAUUAUUGUCUGCUCUUCACAAUGUCAUUCAGAUUUUAUCCAAUUGCUACAAUCCACCUGAGUCGCUUGUUGACCGGUUUAACUGGCUUAUGAAAGGGUUUAAUGAUUGGGAUAAUUCCAGUUACCUCCAAGGUUUUGGAACCAUGCGUAGGCAGUCUAGCAUAUUAACCACCUAA
This is a messenger RNA of Lactuca saligna, 1608 nucleotides long. The record is from the annotation of a GenBank genome assembly. Lineage: Eukaryota; Viridiplantae; Streptophyta; Magnoliopsida; Asterales; Asteraceae.